UUUAUUUAGUUAUUAAAAUUUACUUUGAAACUUAAUUUGUUCAAAAAUAAAAUUCUAUAUGUUUACUUGAAUGUACUAGUUAUUUUCGAUUAUUUAUUGAAAUGGAAAGUGUUUGUUUUUAGCGUUCAAAUGAAAACAAAAUCGUAUUUUUCUUCAAAGGUUUGGCGCAAAUGCCUUUAAUUAUUUGUUCAUCAAAUGUUGUAUUUUGACAAGGAAAAAGAGCAUGUACGUCUCAGUAAAACCCAGAUUUUUUCCAAAUAGAAUAAAAUCGAGCCACAUAUCAUUUUCAUUAAAAUUAUCAGAGUAUACCAUCAACAUCUUGACAAUAAUUAGACAUUCAGGUUUAAUUCCAUCGUAACUGGAGAUAUUUCAUUACAUAUUUCAUUUCUUCAACGAAAUUACAGCACUUUUAUGUAAAUUAAUUAGACCGAUUUCAGAUACACCAGUUUGUAUAUCCCAUGAAACAAUGUCAAACUCUUCAAUUGAGGCAUUCUCAUCAAUAGACUCCAUCAAUUCCUUUAGUUUAUCUUGUUCAAGAUAAAUAUAAUCCCAUGUAUCACAUACAGUCAACUUUGUAAUACGUUUGCAUUCUGACAAAAUAGAAAUAAUUGCUUCGGUUUAUUUUCCAAUUUGUUCCUGCCAAUGUUGAUCAGCUAGGGUGAUUUCUUUUAGUUUUGGUAGCUCAUUUAACAAUCUGAUUAUAUUUGAAUUUUCAAUUUUUUGUCUCUCAUUUUCCAAAAAACCUAUAGUACUUGAUAUGCAAUAUUUCGAUAUUGCGGUUAUUUUUCACUACACUGGCCAUACGUUCAAAAUCAUGAUCUGAUUUGGUAGCCAAAUUUGCAAUUGAAGAAGAUUCUUAAAAAAAUGUCAAAGUGGUUCAUAGCCAAAACCCAUCAACAGUUCAAAGAGAACUUCAUUGUUCUAAAACGAACUUUUCGCUUUUUUCACAAGCUAUCCAAUAGAUGGCGUUCAAAGCCGAUUCCAAGGUAAUGAAAAAGGAUAAAUAGAAUGUUAUUCAAAGUUUUUUUUCCGCACAAAAAACAACAACAAAUAUUUGAACGCAUUAACAGUCCAUUUGUAAAGCCUUUUCGACAAUAAAGCUUUGUUUUUGAUAACGUUCAAGUGGAUGGUUUGAAAUGAAAAUACGAUGAGCUCACGGUGCAUAUGUUAUUCGACGAUUGAAAGAUGUUUUCCAUAUUUACUUUUUAUUCAAAUUUUAUUAUCGCAUUUUAUUAUAUUCGCAUUUGCGAUAUUAAAACCCUUUAUAAUAUCGCGUCUUUUGUUUAUCAAAUGCAUCCAUUUAAUUUGUUUGUUAAAUUUUAAAAAUAGUUUAUUGAUCGGAAUUUUCUCUUUAUCGAAGUGAAUGUUCAGCACUUCGAAACGUUAUUUGUUCAAAAAUUGAGCACCAAAUGGAAAAUUGUGUUCAUCAAAAAAGAAAAAAUUCCAAAAAAGAACGCUUUAAUUGAGAAACAAAGAAACCACUGAACUAUGAACACUAUUCAACUGAAAUUUCCAUCAUUUAUGAAUUUAAAAUGUGCAUCAUUUGGUUUUAAUUCAAUGCCGAUAAAAUCUUUGGUCAUGGUCGUAACUUCGAAAAAAAAGAACUCAUUUAACUUUUCCGAUUGAAUCAUUACGGGCAAUAUUGCUGUGCAUAAGCGGUUACCGUUAUGUUUUCAUUAAAUCAAAGAGGCCGUUUAACAUUGACAAGAGGGGAAAAAAUGAAGCAAUUGAGAGACACAACAAAGAGGAUAUGAAAAUAUGCAAAAUUGCAUGAAACAUUUGCUUUUUCCAUUAUAAUAUACAGUUCAUUCAUCAGCCACUGGGUCCGUGUUUUGCGCCUUGUCGUUUAUCAUUUAUUACGAUUGUCGCACUGUUUACUCUUUGAUUUUGCGGCGAAGCGGCAAGCGAAAGAAUUCGUGUGCAAACACACAAACCCUUCGUCAUACGUUUCCAUCCGUGUGCUGAGUGAACACUAUCCGACGGAUGUGCAAGCAACUGAGCAAAAUCACUCGUACACACACACAGAGACAGGCUGAACUCGAUUGGAUUUUGCUAUGACUGAUUCAAAGCUAACUCGCAACAUGGUUUAUGUUGUCCUCUCCAUUCGACAAUCACGUUAAAGCACACAUGCAAUAUAUUCGGUGUACUGUCGAUGGCAUGCUGUUGCCGUUGCUGUCGCUUCCACUGAUAUAUUUUUUUCCACCAUCAAAACCCCAAACGAAUAUAUUUGAAUGAAAUACCUUGGUUGGGUUUCAGUUGUGCUUCGACCGUUAUAUGUGAUACACGCCAAUCGAAAGUGCUCACAUUUCAACACACAGUAUUUACAUUCAAAACCAUUGGCUUCGUGUGAUCAGUGAUUAUGUGGAAAAUUCAGUGAACUGAUUUUACGCAACAAUUUCCUUCCGCUGAAAAUAGAAGAACAAAAAAAAAAAACAAUUGGAAUUCCAGGGUGUUUCCGAUUGAGUAAGCCAAAUUCAGAGAAGAGAAAAGUUUACGAAUUUAAUUUUUAUGCAAAUUUCCUGGAAAUUUGAAUGAAACUUAUUUCCUACCGAGAAAAGAGCAAAUUUUGAAAUUCAAAUUAAGACAAGAAAAUUACUUUUGAAUGAGAAAAAUACAUUUUCUAAAAAUAAACAAAGGCGAAAUUGGAAAUAAAGUUUUAUUUAUUGCUCCUUAUCAAAACAUUGAUUUGGUGUUGAUGUUGUGCUUGUGUUAAUCGUGAAAGAUCGUUUUUUUUUAUUGUGGUCAUAAUAAAUUAUUGAACGAAAUUUAUGACGUUGGUGUGAAGCCAGAGAGAGAGAGAGAGAGAGUGAGCAGGAGCAGUUCAGCCAAGGAUUCUUGAUGUGAACAAAUAAACGACGCAUCGCAUCGUUAUCAAAAACACCACCAGUAACAACACACAGCCCAGCACAUCAAAAUUCAGUUAAACGAAGUUGAACGAACCAACAUUUUGAAUUGGAAUACGAAAUCACAUUUUCACAUGUGCAUUGAAUGGGUUUGGUGUGUGCAAUGACUAUUGACAAUUCCAUAAAAUAAACUGCCAACGAACGCACCAUAAAUUCUAUUCGAGAGACGCACAUGCAGACGCGCUCACGCUCAACAAAAAAACGUCGUCAUCGUAUCCAAUUAAUUGUGAGAAUGUAAACAGGAGGAUCAAAACGAACGAACAAAGAAAAGAAAAAGAUAUGCUAUUUCCGAAUCGUCGCCACGUAUAAAUAUCAAAAUAGAACGGGCUGGAUGAAUCGUUACGAUUAAGAUGUCGUACACAUAGAUGACAAUUAUACGCCAUUGGAAAGCAGAACUGCUUGCGCUCUUUUUUUAAAUUAUUUACGUUCAAUGUCUUCGCCCCCUGAAAACAAAACUUUUUAACGCGGCUACGAAAUUUUCCCGUUCAUUACUUGCACAAACGCAGCCCGUUGUUGAUUAAUUGUAUUUCAAAAAAAAAAAAGACACACGAAGAGAGAGGGAGAGAAACGAUUGAGAUUUUCUUUGAGACCAUUCCAAAAGAGGCGACCUGUUAAUUGAGAACGAUGACGCCAUUCGAUGACUAUAGUUCGGAAAAUGCAAGUUCAGAGUCAGCGAUUACAAUGACCUGGAUGACAGUCGUUGCGAAUGCUAGCACACCGACAAACACAACACCGGCAUCGAUGGUGAGUACCGUGAUUUCAACGACAAUUGCAACAACAUCGUCCACAUCAUUAUCAACAUGGUUCACAAAUGGUCGUAUACAAAUCAUUCUCUACAUUACAAUACUGUUGUUAGCCAUAAUUGGCAACGCAUUGGUUAUUCUGACACUGAUUCAAAACCGUCGAAUGCGUACCAUUACCAAUGUGUUUCUACUGAAUUUGGCCAUUUCCGAUAUAUUGUUGGGGGUGUUAUGUAUGCCCAUCACAUUGAUUGGAACGCUGCUCCGGGAUUUUGUGUUCGGCGAAGUGAUGUGCAAACUCCUACCAUAUUUACAAGGUCAUCACAAAUGUCGCGAACAAUGGCCAGAUAGUGCGGUACAUGCGGUAGACUAUGAACGGUGGUUCAAUCUAUUUUUGGAUAUGAUUCUAUUAAUAUUUCCAUUGAUAAUGCUGUCGACUGCAUAUUUUUCCAUCACCAAAACACUGUGGCAAGGCAUGGCACUGGAACGUACGACCAAACGUUACGCAAAGUCAUCGUCGGGAAAUAAUAACUACCAACAUGCAUCGAGGAAUUCCAUCAAGAUCUACUUGAAUACGAACGGUCAUACACGUGGAAAAUGCGCAUUAUCCUAUACGAGCAAGCGAAAAGCAACGUUCAGUAGUAACAGCGAUAAUGUGAUUUGCUAUCAAAUUCAACCGGACAGUGACAGCUAUUCAACUAUAAGUGAUCCACACAUAAUUAGUUCGAAGAAAUUGAGCGUUGGCCUAAGACGAACGAACACCGAAAAAAGUUUGCAGAACAAAAAGCGUGUCAUCAAAAUGUUGUUUGUUGUGGUGUUGGAGUUCUUCAUCAGCUGGACACCUCUCUACGUGAUAAAUACGAUUACACUGUUUGAUUCACAGUUUGUUUACCAAACAUUUGGCUACACGACCAUUUCCUACUUCCAGUUGCUGGCAUACACAUCAUCGUGCUGUAACCCAAUCACUUAUUGUUUUAUGAAUCGUGGUUUCCGCAAAGCAUGCCUGAAUUUAUUUCGGUGUUGCAAGCGAUUUCACGAGACGCGACGCAUCAGCAUCGGCGGUGGCCCAAUCGGUGUAACUCAGAGCAGUGAAGUCACAUAGUUAAAUCGCAUACGAACACUCAAAGGAGAUAUGGCCAACUAUGUAUCGGUAUCGGUGACACAAGCCUAAAACCCUAUUAAGCACUCAUCAUGUGAUAGACCCGCAUUUCCAAUUGACUAACAACAACAAUGGUGCUAGGUGCGUGUUUACCAUCCAAUCGACUAACUUUGGAUUGGAUUGGUUUGAAGUUAAUAUAGUAAAGUAUUGUGACAGAUCAUUUUCCAUGUGGUGUUAAUCGGUGUAGAUAUAGCCAACCCAAGCCAACCCAACCAAAUCAAAACAUACAUACAAACAACCGAUAUUACUCUAGACAUUCAAUUAAUUCCCAACUGGUUUAGCAUGUAUAACGCAAAUACGUGUGGAAAUGUUUUUUACUUUUUUUAUGUAACAUAUCAGUAUGAUUAGACAACAAGCAAAUAGUAAUAAAAUCGAUGGAAAAUUGGUUGUGCUUAUUCAAACCCAAAUUUGAAUGUUAUGCACACAUAUUUUGUGAAAAGAGUCACGACGGUGUCAGGCGCAAUGAUGUCUUGUGUUUUUUUUUGCUCCUUUUUUCAUUAUGGUCGAACAUGAAAAAAGAAGCAAUAGAAAUAUGGAGCGAUUUUGCUUCAGGGUGCGCAAUAUCGAUUGAGAAUUUGAUUAGAGCCAUUUGGAAUAAAUGAUUUUUCUACACUGCGGCAUUUUUUGCCAAUGUUCGCUAUUGCUUUUCGAAUGUAUGUUUGUUUUGGGGAAAAAAGGCGACGUAUUUAUUUCCACCGAUAUCUUUGAUGUGAUGUAAUACGGAAAAUGAGUCUAGGGGUGACCAGUUUCAACGAGAAAGAAUGUUUGUUAUUGAGUGUUCGUUGCUUUAGUAUAUAAAAUGACAAAAAAAAACACAUCGGAAUGAGUUAAAUAAAAAAAAUAAUUUGUGAUUUAUUAAACGGAAUGUUUGAGAUCGAGAUAUUUUUUUAUAUAGUCUACUUUAGUCAUACCAUUUCAAUGUAGCUACUGCUCAAAUAUUACUGUUAAUCAGGGUGUGUUAAUAAUCAUAUAAAUGUUUUAACCAUUUCAAAUACAGAAGGAAAAAGAUUUCAUCAAAAUUGAAAACAGUUUUCUUCUCUGGUUGUUAGCGCACAUUUCAAAUUAAUUGCAUACAAUCACAUCACAUUAAAUAGAUGUAUCCAGUUCAUUUUUAAUGGAACUGAUUUUGUCUCCUAAUAGUACUACAGACUUAAUUUAUAUUGGCACAUUAUAAACGACGAAAUGGAGCAGUACACUUGCCAAAUAUAUUUAGACUAAGUAAAUAUUUUGUGAGCAAUGCUCACUGUGCAUUCAACAUUUUUUUUUAUUUCAAUAAAAUUCCUAUUUUAAACCAAAAAA
Messenger RNA from Sitodiplosis mosellana (orange wheat blossom midge), 6101 nucleotides. Its product is annotated as cholecystokinin receptor-like. Bases 3528 to 4745 code for a protein of 405 amino acids. The record is from RefSeq and is a predicted model, not a curated record. The transcript is spliced from 6 exons. Gene Ontology annotation, biological process: neuropeptide signaling pathway. Gene Ontology annotation, molecular function: neuropeptide receptor activity. Gene Ontology annotation, cellular component: membrane. Lineage: Eukaryota; Metazoa; Arthropoda; Insecta; Diptera; Cecidomyiidae.